Helianthus annuus (common sunflower) is the source of this 3361-nucleotide messenger RNA. RefSeq names its product probable inactive ATP-dependent zinc metalloprotease FTSHI 2, chloroplastic. NCBI's taxonomy places the organism in Eukaryota, Viridiplantae, Streptophyta, Magnoliopsida, Asterales, Asteraceae. The record is from RefSeq and is a predicted model, not a curated record. The transcript is spliced from 11 exons. Gene Ontology annotation, cellular component: chloroplast thylakoid. Gene Ontology annotation, molecular function: ATP hydrolysis activity; metalloendopeptidase activity; ATP-dependent peptidase activity. The coding region runs from base 316 to 2976 and encodes 886 amino acids. Gene Ontology annotation, biological process: proteolysis.
UUUUUGAUUUUUUUUUUCAAAAAACAAAAAGAAAAAAAAAACCCUCAACACAUACAGAACCUAUCUCCUCCAACUAACGCCGGCCAGACCUCCGGCCAUCCAAAUUCACACACUCAUUUCAUCUCCGACGACAACUAGCAUUCACUUCUUCAUCCUCUUCCUUCUGCUGCACUGAUGCGAUGACCGCUAUCCACCGGAGAUAACGCCACCACGACACACACAAAACCCUAAUCUCCCACCUUCUUCAACAAUCACUGUAACGUAAAACCUUCACUCACUCUUUCUAUUUACCUCUUAUUCAUACUCAUUAUCAUCAUGUCAUCUCAUUAUAUCUCAAUUUCCCCAUCAUUAUUCCCCCCAAUUCCCUUAUCCCGGUUACAAUCUCGACCAAUUCGAUACUCACGUAACCCUAAUUCACCAAUCACCUGCAAUUCACACAACUCAGAGUCUUCACAACAAUCACAACACUCACAACAAUCAAAACACUCAAAACAUAACAUAAACACAUUGAAUUUGCUCCAGAUUUCCGUAACCCUAACUAUAAUAUCAGCUACACUCCCCCAGCCUGUAUUAGCAGCUAAAGUUGCUAACAAAAAGAAGCGUCCGGUUAAAAAAAUCGAUACCUUAACACCACAAGAGUGGAAAACAUGGUCACAGGGCCUCCCUGUAGUAGGCGAUAGGAUUGCGUAUACCGAUUUAAUCGAGUUGAAACGGGACGGGAAGCUUAAACACGUAGUUAAGCCGUCGGGUAAAGGGUUAAGGGAAAGACCUGUGGUUGUGUUAGCGGUUUUAGAGGAUUCGAAAGUUGUUAGGCUUGUGGUGCCGUCGAUGGAUAGCGAUCGCAAGUUUUGGGACGCAUGGGAUGAGUUAGGGAUUGAUUUGAUUAGUGUGCAGGCGUAUACUCCGCCGGUUAAGACGCCGGAUGUUCCUCGUCCGGUUUUAGGGUUUUUGUCUAAGUUUCCGUUGUGGAUGUAUUCGUUUGUGAAGCCGAAACCGGUGUCGAAAAAGGUGUUGGAGUUGCGGAAGCAGAGGGAAGAGCUUAAGAAGAGUAGGAUUAACGAGACGAUGAGUGUGAAGAAGAAAAUGGCGCAGAUGGAGAAAGCCGCUAGAGCGCAGAAGAAGACGGAGGAAAGAAAGAAGAAAAUGGAAGAACAGAAGCUUAAUAGCGAGCAAGCAAUGCUCGAAGCGCGUCUUAAGUACUACCGUAUGUCGAACAUGUGGAAAGAACUAGCUCGGGAUUCCAACGUUACGUUGGGUAUUGGGUUGUUGUUUUUCGUUAUAUUCUACCAGACGGUGGUUUUAAGUUAUAAGAAACAGAAAAAGGAUUACGAAGAUCGGUUAAAGAUCGAGAAAGCAGAAGCGGAGGAAAAGAGGAAAAUGAAGGAGUUAGAGAGGGGGAUGGCGGGAUUAGAAGAUGAUGACGAUGACGGUGAAGGAAAAUCGGGUGAAGAAAACCCGUACAUGAAGAUGGCUCAACAGUUUAUGAAAUCUGGUGCGCGGGUUCGCCGAGCGCAAAAUAGUAAAAACGUUAAGCUUUCACAGUAUAUGGAACGAGGCGUGGAUGUGAAGUUUUCAGAUGUGGCUGGGCUCGGGAAAAUAAGGCUUGAACUUGAGGAGAUUGUCAAGUUUUUCACACAUGGGGAAAUUUAUCGUAGGCGAGGAGUCAAAAUACCAGGUGGUAUACUUCUUUGUGGGCCCCCAGGAGUGGGAAAGACGUUGUUAGCAAAAGCAGUUGCUGGUGAAGCAGGUGUAAACUUUUUCUCUAUUUCGGCAUCCCAAUUUGUUGAAAUAUACGUUGGGGUUGGUGCAUCACGUGUGCGCGCGCUCUAUCAAGAAGCGAGAGACUGUGCUCCAUCUGUUGUGUUUAUUGAUGAACUGGAUGCUGUCGGAAGAGAACGUGGGUUGAUAAAAGGUUCCGGUGGACAAGAACGUGAUGCAACUCUUAAUCAGCUCCUUGUAUGCUUAGAUGGAUUUGAAGGCAGAGGAAACGUGAUCACUAUUGCUUCCACAAACCGACCCGAUAUUCUUGAUCCCGCACUCGUGAGACCGGGUCGGUUCGAUAGAAAAAUAUUUAUACCCAAACCUGGCCUAAUUGGACGAGUCGAGAUUUUAAAGGUGCAUGCUCGUAAGAAACCAAUGGCUGAAGAUGUAGAUUAUGCUGCUGUUGCAGCUAUGACCGAUGGAAUGGUUGGUGCUGAGCUGGCGAAUAUCGUUGAGGUUGCUGCAAUCAACAUGAUGCGUGAUGGAAGGACUGAGAUCACGACUGAUGACUUAUUACAAGCGGCACAAAUAGAAGAAAGAGGAAUGCUUGAUAAGAAAGAAAGGAGCCCCGAAAUGUGGAAGCAAGUGGCUAUCAAUGAAGCCGCUAUGGCCGUCGUAGCAAUUAACUUUCACGAUCUUAGCAAUAUAGAGUUUAUUAAUAUCGCUCCAAGAGCUGGUAGAGAAUUGGGUUACGUGAGGAUGAAAAUGGAUCACAUCAAAUUUAAAGAAGGGUUGCUGAGUCGACAGUCGCUUUUGGAUCACAUUACCGUUCAACUAGCACCACGGGCCGCUGAUGAGAUGUGGCAUGGUGAGGGUCAGUUGAGUACAAUAUGGGCUGAAACAGCAGACAAUGCCAGGUCAGCGGCACGCGCGUUUGUUCUUGGUGGUCUUUCGGACAAGUAUUAUGGCGUAUCUAAUUUCUGGGCUGCAGAUCGGAUAAAUGAUAUUGAUUUGGAGGCAUCGAGGAUCCUUGAUUUAUGUUAUGGACGUGCGAAAGAGCUCUUGGACAAAAAUAGGAAACUAAUGGAUGCCAUUGUUGAUGCUCUUAUUGAGAAGAAAAGUCUAAACAAACAAGAAUUUCUUAAGCUAGUUGAGUUACAUGGAUGUAUUCAACCCGGCCCACCAAGUAUACUUGAUAUGCGGGCUUUAAAACAGGUCCAGAUGCAAUCAGUGAUCAUGAAGCACAAAGAAGAAGCUAAUCGCGUCGUCACAUAACACCGCUCACAUUAAGUUCACAAUUAUAUUGAAGGUUUAAAAAGUCGAAUCUUGUUCUUGCGUUGACGAUGCUCCUUGUGAACAAAUAGGCGCGCGCUCAAUGGUGAUGAACCGCCCUUUGGUUAAGAGGUCGGUUGAUGUUGGUUUUUGGUGUUUUAUGAUCAAGGUUCCGACUGGUGACACAAAGUUUUGUAAAGCGGUUAAACACAUAGAAAUUUAAUGUAUUAUGUUUAGAAUUCGGAGUUGUUUUAGAAUCACUUCUAUCAGUUGAAGCAUGUACAUUAUGUGCCUUUUUAUUCGUAUCGAACAUUCCGCAUAUUUGCGACAACUUGUAGAAGAAAACUCUUGACAUGAAUUUAUUUACAUCACCAACAUUUACUAUAUA